AUGUCUAUCUGGAAAGAGGCUAAAGACGCAAAUGGAAGGGUAUAUUAUUACAACAGUUUGACAAAGAAAUCCACGUGGGAGAAACCAAAAGAACUAGUUUCUGAGGAGGAACAGCUUCUUCGAGAGAAUGGAUGGAGGGCAGCCAAGACCAAAGAAGGCAAAGUGUACUACUAUAAUCCAGCCACUAGAGAAACCAGUUGGACUAUCCCAGUUUUCGAGAAGAAAGUUCAAACCACCGCUAAAAAGGAGUCUGAUACAACAGCAUCUGCAAAAGCUAAUGAAAAUAUAGCAGUUCGGGAGAGAAAAGAUUUAAGGCAAACCACAAAACAAGAGGGAAUCCAGUAUGCCAAUAACUCUCAACUACUAAAUGUUAAAAGAAGGACUAAAGAAGAAGCAGAAAAGGAAUUCAUUACAAUGCUGAAAGAUAACCAAGUAGACUCUACUUGGUCGUUCAGUAGAAUUAUUUCGGAAUUGGGAACCAAGGAUCCGAGGUAUUGGAUGGUCGAUGAUGAUCCCCUAUGGAAAAAAGAAAUGUUUGAAAAAUAUCUUUCUAAUAGAUCCGCUGAUCAACUUCUAAAGGAACAUAAUGAAACAAGUAAAUUCAAAGAAGCAUUCAUAAAAAUGUUACAGGAAAAUUCCCACAUAAAGUAUUACACCCGUUGGUCAACCGCGAAAAGACUGAUUGCUGAUGAACCAAUAUACAAACACUCUGUGGUUAACGAAAAGACCAAGAAACAGACUUUCCAAGAUUACAUCAACACUCUCGCCGAUGCUGAGAAAGAAUCGAAGAAAAAAUUAAAAACUCAAGCCUUAAAUGAACUAAGAGAAUAUUUGAGUGGCAUAUUAACGGCUUCGCCUUCCGAGCCUUUCAUAACAUGGCAGCAACUUUUGAAUCACUACGUUUUUGGUAAAAGUAAGAGGUAUAUGGCGAAUAGGCACUUCAAAAGUCUAACCCACGAGGACGUUUUAAUUGAGUACCUGAAAAUUGUAAAGUCGAUUGAAAGUGAACUUGAAAAUAAAUUAAACAACCUUCGACUGCACAAUUAUACCAGAGAUCGUAUUGCUAGAGAUAACUUCAAGAGCCUACUGAAGGAGAUACCAAUCCAAAUCAAGGCAAAUUCUAAAUGGUCCCAUAUUUAUCCUUGUAUAAAAUCCGAUCCACGGUUUUUGCAUAUGCUGGGACGGAACGGUUCUUCCUGCCUUGAUUUAUUUCUAGAUAAUGUGGAUGAACAAAGAAUGUACAUUUUCGCGCAAAGAUCAAUAGCCCAACAAACUCUGAUAGAUCAAAACUUUGAAUGGAACGAUAUUGACAGCGAUGAAGUUAUCAAGAAGAGCAUAGAAAACGUUCUGGCGAAUGACUCAAAGUUCAAUAAGGUAGAUAAAGAAGACCUCAGUUUGAUAACUGAUGGCAUAAUAAAGCAAAGAAACGAAAGAAUACAACAGAAACUCCAAAACGAGCGUAUGAUAUUGGAGCAAAAGAAACGCUAUUUUUGGUUACUUUUGCAAAGGAAGUAUACCAAAGCUGGUAAGCCCAAGCCCAGUACAUGGGAUUUAGCUUCCAAAGAGCUAAGUGAAUCUCUUGAAUACAAAGCAUUAGACGAUGACGAUAGUAUAAGAAGGCAAAUUUUUGACGAUUUUAAACCUGAAAGUUCUGCACCAACUACCGAAAGCACCACUGCAGGUUUACCAUUAACCGCAAAAAAGAGGCAGUUAAGCCCUGCGCUCGAAUUAGACUAUUGA
Messenger RNA from Saccharomyces mikatae IFO 1815, 1740 nucleotides. RefSeq names its product snoRNA-splicing protein PRP40 (gene PRP40). Gene Ontology annotation, cellular component: U1 snRNP; U2-type prespliceosome. The transcript has a single exon. Lineage: Eukaryota; Fungi; Ascomycota; Saccharomycetes; Saccharomycetales; Saccharomycetaceae. Gene Ontology annotation, molecular function: protein binding; RNA binding. The coding region runs from base 1 to 1740 and encodes 579 amino acids. Gene Ontology annotation, biological process: mRNA cis splicing, via spliceosome. The record is from RefSeq and is a predicted model, not a curated record.